Lethenteron reissneri (Far Eastern brook lamprey) is the source of this 1347-nucleotide messenger RNA. It is a transcript of the gene MRPL10, whose product is annotated as mitochondrial ribosomal protein L10. NCBI's taxonomy places the organism in Eukaryota, Metazoa, Chordata, Hyperoartia, Petromyzontiformes, Petromyzontidae. The record is from RefSeq and is a predicted model, not a curated record.
CGUGGCCAAUGGGAAGCGCGGACGUUGCGGGAGGGGAUGCGUGGUGGUGGGGGGUGUUACUUCCCCGGAGUAAGAUGGCGACCUUCACGAGGAGCGGGUUGGCGUGGUCCCGCGCCUGGGUUCCGCGGCUGGAGUUUGUGAGAAACGCCAGGGCAGUGACGCGCCACAAACGGCCCAUUCCACACUUGAAGCAAAAAGUGCUCGAGUUGACGAAAGUCAUCACUCCAAAGCCGCUCGUGCCCCCUAAAUGCAUCAAGUCUGCCGACGUGAUGGAAGAGAAGAACAAACUUGAGAUGCUGCUGGAAAGGGAGGUGGAGAAGUUGUUCCGUGAAAAUCGCAUGGUCACCAUAUGCCAGCUUGGACCGAUGAAGGAUGAAGACUGGGUGAUGUUUAGGCAUCACCUUCGAAAGCACGACAUUUAUGCCAAGAUAUUUCCAAACAAGGUUGUACAGUAUUUCCUGAAUGACAGCAAAUACAAGAACUUGAAGCCACUCUUCAUUUGCCAUAACGUUCUGGUCGUGAGUCAUGAACCUCGCGUGCGGGAACUCCUACGAGUGCUGCGUGCAGUCCCACAGGUUAUUCUCUUAGGGGGCUGCGUGGACGAUGUGCUGAUGAGCAAGCAAAGUUUACUGGAUUACUCGAAGCUGCCAAAGUUGGAGGUGCUACAGAGCCAACUGGUGGGCACGCUGUCGCACGUGUGCUCGCAGACCAGCUCCGUGCUCCAACAACCUGCUCAGAACCUCACCCAAAUAUUUCAGCAGCAUAUCUCACAGCAGACAACGGAGCCAAAGCCUGACGAGUCGAGUUAAAGCGCAUUUGACAGUCUUGUCAAAAUACUGGCUUAAUUCAAUUUAAGGGUACCCCGGUAAAAUAUAAAUUUCCUAACAAAACCCUGUUAUGUCCAUGAGGAUCAGAUUCAUCUAAUUUACAAUUUGUAAUGUUAUAUGUUCAGAAAAAUAAAAAAACUAUUUCAAAGUUAACAAAAAAAAACGUGAACAUAAUCACAAACUAAAUCGGGAAUGCACAGUCGAAAGCUACAUUACCUCUUCAAUACAAAACUGGGACUGCUUGGCACGUGACAGUUUCUGCAUAUUCCAAAGAUGCAGCUAAUUAGCAAGUCCGCAUUCCCUUGCAUACUGUUCUGAUGUUUUGAUCUUCUGGAGCACAUUUUUUUUUGCUAAUAAAAAAUCACCGUUAUUUCGAGGACGUUCUGAAUAUAUCCUACGCUGUCCUCUGCAUCUUUAAAGGGCACGUUAAUGGCAGUAGCAUUUUUUGUACAUUUGCUCGUGAAAAAAAUAUUAUAACCCUGGAAUGUUUAUUUUAUGAAAUAAAAGCCGUGACACGUGA